Messenger RNA from Equus caballus (horse), 6750 nucleotides. RefSeq names its product dol-P-Glc:Glc(2)Man(9)GlcNAc(2)-PP-Dol alpha-1,2-glucosyltransferase (gene ALG10). The record is from RefSeq and is a predicted model, not a curated record. Gene Ontology annotation, molecular function: dolichyl pyrophosphate Glc2Man9GlcNAc2 alpha-1,2-glucosyltransferase activity. Gene Ontology annotation, cellular component: endoplasmic reticulum. Gene Ontology annotation, biological process: protein N-linked glycosylation; dolichol-linked oligosaccharide biosynthetic process. Lineage: Eukaryota; Metazoa; Chordata; Mammalia; Perissodactyla; Equidae.
CAUCCUUUGCCUUCCGGCUCUGCUCGGUCCCGGCCGGCCAGUCCCGCCUUGCGCGCCCAUUUCGAGCCCGAGUUUCAAGCUCGACUUUCCAGGCUCGGGAGCCCGGCGCAGAUUUUCGGGGACGGGCUUCUUGGGCAGGGGCUAUGGGGGCGGGCAUGGCGCAGCUCGAGGGUUACUACUUCUCGGCUGCCCUGAGCUGCACCUUUUUAGUGUCCUGCCUCCUCUUCUCCGCCUUCAGCCGGGCGCUGCGAGAGCCCUACAUGGACGAGAUCUUCCACCUGCCGCAGGCGCAGCGCUACUGUGAGGGCCAUUUCUCCCUCUCGCAGUGGGAUCCCAAGAUUACUACAUUACCCGGUUUAUACCUGCUGUCAGUUGGAGUGGUCAAACCUGCCACCUGGAUCUUUGGAUGGUCUGAACAUGUUGUCUGCUCCAUUGGGAUGCUCAGAUUUGUUAAUCUUCUCUUCAGUGUUGGCAACUUCUAUUUACUAUAUUUGCUUUUCCGCAAGGUACAACCUAGACACAAGGCUGCCUCAAGUAUACAGAGAAUCUUGUCAACAUUAACAUUAGCAGUAUUUCCCACACUCUAUUUUUUUAACUUCCUGUAUUAUACAGAAGCAGGAUCCCUGUUUUUUACUCUUUUUUCCUAUUUGAUGUGUCUUUAUGGCAAUCAUAAGACUUCAGCCUUGCUGGGAUUUUGUGGCUUUAUGUUUCGCCAAACGAAUAUCAUCUGGGCCGUCUUCUGCGCAGGGAACGUCGUUGCACAGAAGUUAACUGAAGCUUGGAAAACUGAGCUACAAAAGAAGAAGGAAGAGAGGCUUCCCCCCGUCAAAGGACCGUUUUCAGAAUUCAGGAAAAUUCUUCAGUUUCUUUUGGCUUAUUCCAUGUCCUGGAAGAACUUGAGUAUGCUUUUUCUUUUGACUUGGCCCUACCUCCUCCUAGCGUUCAUGUUUUGUGUUUUUGUGAUAGUUAAUGGUGGAAUUGUUAUUGGCGAUCGGAGUAGUCAUGAAGCCUGUCUACAUUUUCCUCAGCUAUUCUACUUUUUCUCUUUUACUCUGUUUUUUUCCUUUCCUCACUUACUGUCUCCUAGCAAAGUUAAGACUUUUCUUCGCUUAGUUUGGAAACGUAGAAUUCACUUUUUUGUGAUUACGUUAGUCUCUGUAUUUUUAGUUUGGAAAUUCACUUAUGUUCAUCAAUACUUACUAGCAGAUAAUAGACAUUACACGUUCUAUGUGUGGAAAAGAGUUUUUCAAAGAUAUGAAAUUGUGAGAUAUUUGUUAGUUCCAGUCUAUAUAUUUGCUGGUUGGAGUAUAGCUGACUCAUUGAAAUCAAAGUCGAUUUUCUGGAAUUUAAUGUUUUUCGUAUGCUUGUUUUCUGUUACAGUACCUCAGAAACUGCUGGAAUUUCGUUACUUCAUUUUACCUUAUGUUAUUUAUAGGCUUAACAUUCCUCUGCCGCCCACAUCCAAACUUCUUUGUGAACUGGGUUGCUAUGCAAUUGUUAAUUUCCUAACUUUUUAUAUUUUUCUGAACAAGACUUUUCAGUGGUCAGAUAGUCAGGACAUUCAGAGGUUUAUGUGGUAGUAUCAGGGAUAUCUUGAACUCUAAAAAUAGACUUAUUAUUUAGAUUCUUUCUACAAUGAAGAACUGAACAGGUUAAAAUUAUGAACUUUCUUUUAGGUGCAAUGAUGAUCCUCAGAUCACAUCAGAUUUUUUUGUGUUAUAAACAUCAGAUAUAUGUGUUUUAAACAUAUAUAACAAAUCCAAGGAAGUUAAGUGGGAAAGAACUGAGACAAGUUUAAGACUUGCUCUAUAAGCUUAAAUAAUGGAAAGGAAAAUUGUUUACAGUUAUCUCAUGAUAUCUCUGUGAUACUGCUGGCCACUCAAAAGCUUAAAAACUUUUUAUAGAUGCAAGUUUAGGAAAACUGGGCAUGCUUUAUUGUACUGGAACUUAUUUAUUCUCUUCAGAAAGCAAUGGCAGACAAAGUAUUUGAAAAAUAUUUACAAAUGAUCAGGUAAUAUUCUUGAUUGAAAAUUUGCUUAACAUUUCAGUAAAUAUAAUUUUAAUCAUAAGGCAAAAUAGGCUCACAUAGUAAAUGUUAUAAAUUAGAGACUCAUCUGCAUUUGUCUAGGAAUCAAGUUGUUGAUUUUUGUUAAAAAUCUAGUAAUAAUGCUCUUUCACUAAUUCCUAAUAUGAAAUAUAUGAUGGCCAAAGAUUAAUCGUGUUGAGGAUAAUACUUUUUAAAAGAGAUUUUCUUUCUAAAAUAUGUUGCUGUAUUAGUUUCUAUGGCUGCCGUAACAAAUUACCACUAACUACUUGGUAAAAAAAAAAAUUCUUUCACAGUUCCAGAGGGCAAAAAUCUAAAAUUAAGGUGUCGGCAGGGUUGGUUCCUUCUGGAGGCACUGAGCGAGAAUCCAUCUCCUGCCUCUCUCCUCGCUUCUGGUGGCUGUCACUGCAAUCCUUAGUGUUCCUUGCUUUACAGAUGCAUCAUUCCAGUCUCCGCCUCUGUCUUCACAUGGCCUUUCCGUCUGUCCUCUCUUCUUUUUCUUAUAAGGACAAUGUCAUUGGAUUUAGGACCCACCCUAAAUCCUAAUCCAGGAUGGACUGGUGUUGGGAUCCUUAAUUAUAUCUACAAAGACCCUUUUUCCAAACAAGUUUGCAUUUACAGGAUUCAAGUAGACACAUCUUUUUGUGGGACACUUUUCAACUCACUAAAAGUUACCAAAGGAGAUUUUAGGAUAAAACUUAUAGGAAAUAAUUUCUUUGCUGGUAUAUUUUAAAUAAAAUUAUAUCUUUACUGAGAGGAUAAAAACAAAUGACUUCGAAGGUCACAUAAUCUAAAACUAAAGGUAACUGGUGUUUGAUUUCAUUAUCCAAAAAAAGUUAGAAUUGAAAGGAAGUUUAGAAAUCAUUUGAUCUAGUGUUAUUUUGUUGAUUAGGAAAUAACUACUCGGGUAGGAAUUUUUUGUGUUGGUCUGUGGAUUCUGUGUCUGCUAUUUAAGUGCGUUCGUUGGGUUAUCCUUCCAUCACAGAAGAGUAUUAUUUGCACAUGUUAACUUUGACAAAUAACAGAACUGCCAAUAGAAUUCAUCUUUUAAUCUAAUUUUAUGUUUGUAAACUUUUUAAAAUACCUGUGAACAAAUUACUUUGUCUUCAUUGUUGGAUUGUGUGUUCUCUGAAUUUUAAAUAAUGAGUGGAUUUGGAAGGUAUUCUGCAUUUGGAAAUAUAAAAUUGUGUACAGGUGAAAAUUACAAGUAUAGCCUUGAGUAAUAAAUAGAGAGCAGUCUCUUGUUGUACUGCGGUCAGUACUUAGAAGGAGAUUGACUCUUUAGUUAGAACAGUGAUUGUAGGACGUUUUUACCCAAACUUUUUUUUUUUUAUUAGUCAAGAAAGCACACUCAAGGAAAUUAUUUUAUAAUGGAGAUCUGAGUUCCAAGAAGUCAAAAUUGAAAAAAUUGUGUAGUCUAGGGAAAACAACUUUCUUGUCUGAUACUAUUAAAUGCAAGGCUUUUGUGUUUAGGAAUGUUUCUGAGACAAAAAACUUUUUCUCUCUACUCUAAUCUGGUAAAAAUGAGGACACCAUUCCACCCUAUUGCUUGGGGGAAAUCACUGUUCCAAUUCAUUUUUAAGUUUUGAGUCCUUGCUAUUUUAAGAGGUGUUUUAGAGAAAGUCUGCAUUCAGAGGGAACCAGGUUAGUCUUCCAUGUUGUCCACGGAGCACAUGAAAUGCAGUAUUUAACAUUUUAGAAAAGAAUGCUGUGAAUUAAAAGGUGCUAUAGAGUGUUGCUUUUAGAAACAUCCUACAUUCUAUUUGUGUUUUGAAUAUUUUUCAAGAGUUAUCAAAUAGAUACUUUUGACAUGAAUUUUUAAAAAAUUAGUUUAAUUUGUUGAUUAAAAGGUGAUUAUAAAAAAAGGUUAACAACCUAGAGACCCUGUGGAACCUUGCAAUUAUUGUUAUUAAAGUCUGUCAGCAGGAUUAUUUUCAAAAGUAUCAUAAAAAGAUUUAGUCCAUAAACUUUAUAGGCCCAGUAAUAAGUCUUUUUGAACUUUUCUGCUAUCAAUAUAGAGUAUUAUCUAGUUUGAAUUUAACUGCCAUCUGGGCUUGACUUUAUUUUUUCUUUAUAAUUGUCUGAAGACAGGAGAGGAGAAGAAAAGAGAUCCUCAGUUUUUAUUUAUACCCUCUAAAUAGUGGACUGUUAUUUUAGACUGACUUUUAAGCGAAAUAGUCAUAUAAAGAAAUAAAUUCAUGUUCAUUAACUUAGCAUUAUCUUUGAAGCAAUUAGAAUUUCCUUAGAAAGUGAAACAAGCAAAGUGUCAUGCAAAUAAUAUGAAAAAGUUUUUUCUAAUGGAAAUUUAAAUAUGACUUAGGAACCAUGAGAUUGUAGAAAAAGCAUUUAACAUGAGAGUUAGGAUUUCUGUAUUCGAUUGUGGUUCUAGAAUCGAUAAGGCAAGUGGUUAAAUCUUGGGUUCUCAUUUCAAAUGAGAAUGGUAUUUGUCCUGCAGAUACUAGUCAGUGCCUGACACAUGUCUGACUUAUUUCAAAAGAAUUCAGGGCCUACCAUAUAUCCAUAAAGUUCAUAAAAAUAUAAUAAAUAUUGGGUAAGUGUAUACCGAAUGAAGUUUUUACUAUAGAAUUAAGAGCAUAUCCUAGAAAAAAAAUACUAAAUGGUCAUAAGCUAAUUUUAGGAAAUAAAUCAUGUUUCAUAAUGAGAGCCCUUCUAACCCUGUUCUGCCUAAAUUUUCUAACCUAGUUUUUAAAAUUUUUAUUUACUACAGUGUUUAAUACUUACACAUAUAUUUACUUGUAAAUAUGUUAUAAGUUGUUUUAUAAUAGGAUGUGAUUUCAAAAUUAUUGCUGUUUAUUUAAAAUAAGAAAAAUAAGUAAUCUUUAACCAUUAAAUUCUAAUAGUAGUAGAACUCUUGAUGGUUAUUAUACUUUUAAGGGAAAAGAGAUUUCAACCAAUUAUGAGUAUUUUCUGUUAUUUUAGUUAGGCUGCAUUUUACUACUUUAGGGAUAAAUAAUCUUUUGUUUAGGGUACUUUUUAUGUAUUUAAAUGUUGACAAUAAGACAAACAUUUCUGAUAUGCUAAAACUUGUAUAGCUGAAAAAAUUAUAUUAAAAAUUGACAGAUUGAAGAUAUAUUUUUUACACAUAUCUGUGAAUCCAACUCUAAAUUCUUCAACAUUGGGAAACAGUUAUUUCUUGGGUAAGAAAUUUUGUCACAGUGCAGUAAUACAGUAAUAUCUUUAUAUCGUGCUUUUUUGAAAAUGUGCAUUUGGUGAAUUUAAUGUUAAUUUGAGCUCAGUGUAUCACCAUCAGACCAAAAAAGAUCAUGGUAUUUUGUUGACCAGAGAACAAUCAAACAUUAUGUUGAUUUUUCAUACCGACUGAAACUUAAGUCGAUUUAGUUCAGGUGAACUAGGUAUGUGUGUGUGUGGCACAUAUAAAAUGAGGAAGAGAGGGCGGAAAGGUAAUAGUAACAAUAAUGAUUGCUAUCAUUUAUUGAGCACCUGUGAUAUUCUAGGCAUUAUAUUGGCUGAUUUACAAAUAUUGUCUCAUUUGAUCCUACUCAUAUUCCUAUGAGGCAGGUGUUGAUUUCUAUUUGCUGGAGAAGCUGGAGGUCAAGGUCAGGUAACUUGCCCGAAGUCAACACUGUCACUUAACAUAGAUGGAUCUGACUUUGAGUUUUUGACUGCUACUUCACCUCACAGUAAAAGUCUUUCAUUAAGAGAAGUAGAAUAUGGAGAGAGAAGUGAUAAUCUGUCUUUACUCUGCAUUAGCCAGACUAUUCAUGGCAUAUUAUUUUUUGUAUUGGGUAUAGUCAUUUUUAGAAAUACUAGAAACUGUUCAAAGGAGCAUGAAAGGAUAAUGAGUAUUUAUAAUUGUGUUGCAAGAGAAAUGGCGAAAAGAAUAGAUAGGAUGUUUUACCUGGAGAAGCAGAGAUCCUGUAAUUUGGUAAGUUCUCAUAAUUGAAGAAUAAUUUUUUGGAAGAAGGAUUGGACUAUUCUAUAUGCCUUGAAGUAUAAAUCCAGGGCCAGCAGAUUUCAACCCAUUUUCUAAUUGUUUAGUCUGCAGGGUAAUGGACCCAGAAGAAAAGUAAGUUUGCCUGCUCCCUGGAGGCAAGAUUUCUAGCAUCUGGGAUGCUUCAGAGGAGAUUCAGAUAGCAAGUAGGUAGUCAGAGUAAAAUGGCUUUUUAAGAUGCCUCACAACCCUAGGAUUUGAAAUUCAUAAGUUUGUUACACCUAAUAUUUUUUGCAUUAAUUUAUAAGCCAUGGUGAAGUAUUUCUGGCGACUUGCAUGAUGUCUUCAGUAUAUUUUAAAUUUCUGAACAAAAACUGCUUGAACUCUGUUACCUUGUUUGAGAAACAAAUUUGAGAUACACAACUUAGUAAGCGGUAUUUUUAGCUAUAGUGUUUGAGAGUACUGCUAAUAUAGUAUUUAAUUUGUUUUCUGGUUUUUUAAUCCCCUUUACAUUAGUCAAGAGAAUGUGCUUCUAUUUGAAAACAUUUUUUCCCUUAAAGAUAAAUAGCGUAAGCACUAUCUAUAAAAUUUUUUUAAAUACGGUAUCCACUAGGUGGUGAUAAUGUGCUACAUUUCCAAGUGUUCUUGUAAUCAAACUUUCUUAUUAGUCUGAGUUGACUUUUUUAUACUUUUAAGUUUUGAACCACAAAGUAAUUUAUAGCAUCUAUGUCUAUUUAUUAUAAUGUUAUUAAAAAUGGCUCCUGUUGUAUGAAGCUAAGAUAAAUGUAAAAAA